UCUAAUGUUUUCAUCUUAUCUUAGUUUUGAGGCACAAGUUCUAUAGCCUCUGUUUUCUUCCUCUUCUCGUUCAUAAGCGUUACCAUUCAUUUCUUUUUCUUCUUGUCUUCAUUCUACCUUUCUUUCUCAGGAGCCAAAGUUAAUUACAUGGUUACGACUCACAAGUGAUUCUUUGCUGGGGCUUCUUCAAGCAAUUGCUGUCAGACUGAUAAAUAAAAAGACUAAUGGUGUAUUUUGUUCUUGAAAAAUUCCACUCUUUUUUUAAUUGACCACCGACCCUUGUGAUUGAUCCUUCAGUUGAACUGGGAGAAAGUUAUUUGGUGGCCUCUGUUAGCGUGUACUGCUCACAGAUUCUGUCAUGGUGAAUACUGAAGGUGGUGUCCUUUUAAGGCAUAGAAGGUUUGAGAGCUUGUUGAAUACAAGAUCUAGCCCAAGUGUGGAAGAAACUCCAAAAGUUGCAGUGAAAGACGGACUGGGAGAAACAACAAGGAAUGAUGAUGGGUGGGUUUCUGCAAUCAUAUCUUGGAUCAGAAUUGUUACAUGUUUUGUGUCUAUGAUGGUCACAACAUUCGUAUGGGCAAUUAUCAUGAUUAUGCUUAUACCAUGGCCCUAUGAGAGGAUCAGACAAGGAAACAUUUAUGGACAUGUGACUGGUAGAAUGCUGAUGUGGAUUCUUGGUAAUCCUGUAGAGAUUGAAGGUGCUGAGUACUCUAACGAGAGAGCCAUUUACAUCAGUAAUCAUGCGUCUCCAAUAGACAUAUUUCUUAUAAUGUGGUUAACUCCUACAGGCACUGUUGGCAUUGCUAAGAAAGAGAUAAUAUGGUAUCCUUUAUUUGGGCAACUUUAUGUUUUGGCUAACCAUCUUCGUAUAGAUCGAUCCAACCCAACUGCAGCUAUUGAGUCCAUGAAAGAGGCAGCUCGUGCAGUUUUGAAGAACAAUCUGUCCUUGAUCAUUUUCCCUGAGGGUACCAGGUCUAAGAAUGGACGACUACUUCCUUUCAAAAAGGGUUUUGUUCAUUUAGCACUGCAAUCGCGUCUUCCAAUAGUUCCAAUGGUUCUGACAGGUACUCAUCUAGCAUGGAGAAAAGGCAGUUUGCAUGUUAGACCAACACCUCUGACAGUGAAGUAUCUGCCACCUAUUAGUACUGAAAAUUGGAAGGUUGAUAAGAUUGAUGACUAUGUUACAAUGAUACACAACAUGUAUGCUGAACAUCUUCCUGUGACUCAGAGGCCUCUGCCUUGAAAAGAAUCAAUUUUAAGCUGAAGCAUAUCUUCCAAAAGGGAGCUCUUGUUAACUGCAAUAUGCAUAAAUUGGUUUUAACAAAUGAAAUACCUAAAUCCUUGCAAAAAGCUUAGCUACCAUGUCUAAUUGAUUGUCUUGUUCUUAACUGAUGAUAUAUGAAUAUCAUGAAUAUCAAUGUUUAACUUUUGAUCAUUUGGUGAAACUUCUAUAUUGUUCUACAUUUGUUCAAGAAUGCAAGCAUCACGCUAUGUAACA
Vigna radiata var. radiata (mung bean) is the source of this 1498-nucleotide messenger RNA. RefSeq names its product 1-acyl-sn-glycerol-3-phosphate acyltransferase. Gene Ontology annotation, cellular component: endoplasmic reticulum; membrane. The record is from RefSeq and is a predicted model, not a curated record. The transcript has 8 exons. Gene Ontology annotation, biological process: phosphatidic acid biosynthetic process. Gene Ontology annotation, molecular function: 1-acylglycerol-3-phosphate O-acyltransferase activity. Lineage: Eukaryota; Viridiplantae; Streptophyta; Magnoliopsida; Fabales; Fabaceae. The coding region runs from base 359 to 1243 and encodes 294 amino acids.